AUGGAUAGCAAUUAAGCCGCAGACCAAGAAAAAUAAGUUGAAGCAUAGAAUGAAGAAUAAAAAUAAGAAUAAGAAAACAAUGAAUAAAAGGAAAAUGAAUCUGAAUAAGCUUAAACAGAUCCAUAAAUCAGCUCAGGAAGUAAUUAAAAAUUUGAUAUUGAAAUCACAGAUGAAGACAAUGACCCAGAGAUUGAAAACAAUCAAACUAUAGAAUAGAUGAAAUUUAAAGCUUAUGACCUAAAAGCUGAAUUAAAAAAGGUAGGAAAUUUAGCAGAAGAACUUAAAGUUAAAUUCGCAAAUUUGGAAACGGAUUAUGAUUAAUGUAAAGAUGAAAAAGAAGAAUUAGAAAAAAAGUAUAAAUAAAGUAUUGAAAAGUAUGGUGAAAUGAUGAAAAAUUAUGAACAUUAGAUUAUUAGCUUAGAAAACGAAAAUAAUAUAAGAAUUCAAUAAUUAUAGCAGUAAAUAGAUGAAUUAAAAAAAUAGAAUGAAGAAAAAGAAUAGAGCUACUUAAAUAUGCAAUAACAGAUAAAAUAAGAUAAGUAAAGCUUUGAUGACAUAUAAAACAAAUAUGAAGAAAUUAAUAAACAUAAUUAAGAAUAAUUCAAAUAAAAUAGUGACCAAUGGGUAAAACUAGUCAAUCUAACUGAAGAAGUUAUUUUCAAUUUUUACAAUUCUAAUUUCUUUACUGAAAAUAAAGACGACAUAUCAAGUUAAACUCAUAUAAUAUUGUAGCAUCAAUAAACUUUCCAACAAUUAAUUGAAAAAUAUGUGACCUUCUUAGCUGAAUAAAAAGAAAAAAAUGAAGCUAUUUCAGAUGAAGCUUUUAACAAAAUAAAAUCUGAAAACGGAAAUGGUGUCUAAAAGACUAACCAAAGAGUAUAAGAUUUAUAACAAAAGUUCGAAGCGUACUAGCAAUAAUUCAAUAAAUUAAAUUCAGAAUCAUAGGAAAAUGAAACUAAACUCCAAGAAACAAAAAAGCAAUUAGAAGAUUUGUAAAAUGAAUUGGGAAACAAAAAUAAUUAAAUAUAAGAAUUAAAUGAAUAGCAUUAAAAAUCUUAAACAGAAAUCUAAAAAUUGAAUGAACAAAUAACUUCAAAUCAAUAAAGAAUAGAAGAGCUUUAGAAAAACGAAAAUAUCUUAGUUGAGAAAGAUAAAAAUAUAAAUGAGAUCAAAGAAUAAUUAUCAGCUUUAAAUCAGCAAAUUGAAGGAUUCAAGGAUAUUUAAAAUAAGUUGGAUACUAAAACUGAAGAAUUUGAAAAGCUUGAGAAAGAUUUUAAUUAAUAAAAAAGUGAAUUAGAAGAAAAAAUAAAAUCAAAAGAUGAAGAAAUAGAGAAUCUCAGCAAAAAAAUUCAAGAUAUAGUAGAAUAAUAACAAGAAAAACAAAAAUAAUUAGAUGAUUUGAAUUCUAAUUUAUAAAAUUCUAAUAAAGAAAAUGAAUAACUGAAAUAAGAAAUUAAUGAUUUUAAAAAUAAAAUUAACAAUAGUAACUAGGAUUAAGAGUAAUAAUCAAACUAAUUAAAAGCAGAAUUAAAACAAACUUAAGAAUAGCUAAAUGAUUCUUAAUAAAAAUUUGAAUAAGCAGAUAAAGAAUUAAAAGAUCUCAAAUAGCAAAUUGAAGAUGAAAAAGUUAAAUUGAAUGAUAAGAGUUAGGAAUCAGAGAACUUGAAAGACUAACUCAAAUCAGCAAAUGAAAAACUAAAUGAAUCUCAAUAAAAGUUAGAGCAAAUUUAAAAAAAUUUUGAUGAUUUGAAGCAAAAUAACGAUUUACAGAAGAUAGUUGAUGAAAAACAAUAAAAAUGUGAAGAAUUAGAAAGAGAAUUGAAAGAGUUAAAAACUUAACAAGAAUAAGUUACAGCUUAAGUCCAAUAAUUAAAUGUAGAGAAAGAAGAAAUUUAAACUAAAUUUAACUAGGUCGAACAGGAAAAAGAAUAACUUAAAAAGUAAGAGCAAGAAAAAAUUGACUUAUUAAGUUAGGCUAAAUAAGAAAAAGAAAAUAAUGAACAAGAAAUCAAUAAUUUAAAGUAGACUAUUGCAAAUUUAGAAAAAGAAAGAACAGAUAUUUAAAUACAAUCUUAAGAAAAAGAUAAAUAAUUGGAUGACGCUAAACAUACCUUAGAAAAUUUAAACAAAGAAAUCGAACAAUUAAAGAAUUAAAAUUAGGCAAUAGGUGAUGUUAAUGAGAAAAAUAAGUAAUUAGAAAGCGAAAUCACCUAAAUUAAAAGCGAAAUUGAAUAAAAAAAUACUGAAAUUUAAAGUUUAAAUAGUAAAAAUGAAACUGAGAUAUCAGAAAAAAAAUAAUAACUUGAAGAUCAUACUAAAUAAGUGAAUUAGUUAAAUGAAUAAAUUCAUCAAUUGAGCACUGAGAAUGAAAACCUUAAAAACGAAAUUCAAACUAACUAAAAUAUAUCUUAAACUAAAUUAACAGAUUUAAAUUCUGAAAUUGAAGGCUUUUAAAAAGAAAUAGAAGAGACAAAACUAUAGCUAGAUGAUAAAAAUACAUAGUUAAAAGGUUUACAGGUAAAGCUAGAAGCACUUGAAAAGCAACUUUUAGAAAAAAAUGAAGAAAUACAAAAAGUAAAUUAAUAAUUAAAAGAAAGUGAAUAAAAGCACGAAGCCAUCUAAAAAUAGAAUGAAGAAUUGUAAAAUUCUUUGAAAACACUAGAGGAAAAAGAUUAUAAUUAGAUUCAAAACGAUCUAAAUUAGUAAGUUUCAGAUUUAAAAUAAAAAGAGUAGGAUUUAAAUAAAUAAUUAGAUUAAAAGUUGCAAGAAAUCAAUUAGAUUAAAUAAUAAUUAUCAAAUGAAACAUCAGAUUUCAUGAAAAAGAAUGUAUAACUUUAAUAGACAAUUUAGUAGCUAAAUCAAACAAUUUCAUAAUAUCAAGAACAAAUAGAGAGAAUAAAAACCGAUUUAUAUUAAAGCUAAUAAGAAAAAAGCUAACUUUAAAGUAAAUUAAAUGAGGCAAACAGAGAAAUUUAAAAUAAAGAAGAUGAUUUAAAUAAAAAAGUAGAAAUAAUAGCUGAGCUUGAACAAAAUAACAAAGAUUUAAAAAUAAAUCUUCACAACUAUGAAGUAAAGAGUUAUGAUUUAGAUAAAGAGAGAUUUGAUGUGUUAGAAAUAUAGAUAUAACAUAAUAAAGAAUAGUAAGUUUAGUAUAAACAAGCAGAAGAAAAAAUUUAAAAACUAGAAGAAGAAAUAAAAAAGUUACUUGCUGACAAAACAGAUUCAUUGGAAAAACUCUAGAAGGAAAUUAAAACUGAAUAAGUGAUUGGAGAAGAGAUGUCUAAGAAAUUCAGAUCAAAUUUAGCAGAGUUAUAAAUCAAUAACGAAUAAAAUAGCUUGGAAAAUUCUCAAAAAACUAUAAAUCAAUUAGCAGAAGUAGUAUUGAGAAAAGUAAAAGACUGUUUCUAUUCCAGCACUAAAAUUGUUUAAAUUUCUCGUCUCUUUUAUGAUGGAUCUGAUGGACGUAAUGCUUCACAAGAUAAUGCCCUUUCUUUAAUCCAAGAACUUAAUGAAGCCUAACACGCAUCUAUCACAAUUCACAAGCUUUUAGGUUUCGAGUAUAAGAAAUUCAAGAAUAUUUUACCAAUUUAAUAUUUAAGAAACGACUUUAAGGUUAUAAAUCAAACAGAAAAUACAACUUAGCCACUUUACGUUAAUGAAAAUGAUCAAGUUGCUUAAUAUGCAAUAGUAAAUUAUGAAAUCUAAAAUAACAAAUUUUAUGUUGGAUUGAUUUAAUUUGAUGUUGUUAGCACUUACUUUAGAGUUGGUUUUGUCCCUGUUAAUCCUUAAACCAAAUAAGAGUAGUGGGGUGAAGCUAUUUAUGCUAACUUCUGUCUAAAUCAUGAAGCUGCUAACUCAAAAAAUUAUAGAAAUCUUGUGAGAAUCAAUCAUUUCAAUCCUAUCUUUAGCAUUAAAAAGGGCUAUAUCUAUAUUCGUUUUAAUAUCUAGAAGAACAUUUUCUAAUUCUGUGACACAAAUUAUCAAUUGAGCGAAUUAUCCAAAUGCUAAUUUAAAAGUGAUUUACAUUACAAACUCUUCAUCGGCAUGAAAGAAACUAAGGGACAUUUCUAAAUAGUUGAUUUGAAGGAAUAAAGUAGAGAUGAAGAUAUUAAUAUUAUGACUCAAAUAUUCUCUAAUGAACAGCCAUAAUUCGAAGAUUUGAUUAGACUUUUUAUUUGA
Tetrahymena thermophila SB210 is the source of this 4179-nucleotide messenger RNA. RefSeq lists its product as hypothetical. The transcript has 4 exons. NCBI's taxonomy places the organism in Eukaryota, Ciliophora, Oligohymenophorea, Hymenostomatida, Tetrahymenidae. The record is from RefSeq and is a predicted model, not a curated record.